AUGGGAAAUGUGGGCUUUGGGGUCGUCCUUGCUGUCCUGGCCUUACUCAUCAUCACUAUCAAUGCUCUUGUGGCCGUUGCGCUGGUCCGGCUCAUCUGGAAGAGCGGCUGUCGCGGGCUGUGCUUUGUUUUAAAUCUUGCCAUUGCUGACUCUUUGGUUGGUUUCACCAUAACUGGGCUGGUUACAGAAGAGCUGUCCGGUCCCACCCACCAGACACCCCGAAAUUACUGUAUUCUGCGCAUGGCCUGCAUCGUCUGCCCCUCGGCUGCUUCCAUCCUUACAGUCAUUCUGGUGGCCUUUGACCGAUACCUGGCUAUUAAGCAUCCCUUCCGGUAUUUCAAAUUCAUGCAUGGUCUAGUUGUCGGGGCUUGUAUAGGAGGACUCUGGCUCCUUGCCUUCUUGAUCGGCUUCCUCCCUUUGAUUGUCCAGAGCUUCCAGAAGAAGAACUACGAAAAGCCGUGCACUUUCUUCGGCGUCUUCCAACCCACCUACAUGCUCACUGUCUUUUGUGUGGCUUUCAUCCCCGCUUUGUUUGCUUUCAUCUAUGUUCACUUCCACCUUCUAAAGAUCGCUUCUUCACACGCCCAGCAGAUUCGAGAACGGGAGCAAAUCCACGCAUCAGGAACCUGCCCAGCCCCACAGUCCUCCAGCGAGACCAAAGCCAUGCGCACCAUAGCCAUUUUGGUGGGAUCUUUUGCCCUCUCCUGGUCACCCUUCUUUGUUGGGAGCAUCGUGCAAAUGGCGUGUCACCGCUGCUUCUUGCAUCACCUCCUUGAGCAUUACCUGUGGGUGCUAGGCUUGUGCAACUCCCUCAUCAACCCCCUUGUCUAUGCCUACUGGCAGAAGGAAGUGCGCUUGCAGAUCUAUCAAAUAUGCUUGUGCAUGAAGAGGGUGGGGCUCGGCCCCUUCAUGCUCUUACUCUCAGCCCACCAGCUAAGCCACUUGCUGUCAUUUUCUACUUCAAAGCAAACUGGUUAUGCUUGUACUGAGGCUAAUGCUGCUAGGACUCUCAGACUACCUCCUGCUAAGAACCCAGGACACAUCCACCUGUGAAAUGUCACGGGGUGAAAGUCAGCCUCCAUCCCAAGAGGGACAGCUCUCGAGUCAAGUCACAUGAACAGCACUCUGCUGUUUACAACUUUAGAACUGCAAAGGUUGCUUAACAACUGCAGUGCAUAUGUGGUGAAAGGGAAAGGCAUCCCACCCCCCAAACAGGAAGACAUUUGUUUCUCACAGGCAGGCUAGCAAGGCAGAGCAAUGCGCUGAGAACGUACAGAUGAGACUGCAUUGUAACACAGAACAAUGCACUGAGAACACAGAGAUGAGGCUACCUUAUAACAAGACGUUAGUCAAGGUAGUCUAGCACUCUAUAUUUCAACUGGGUCUUUCUCAUGCCUGCUACCAGAGGUCUGUAUUGCAAAACACUGUUCUGUUGUUUUUUUCUCCUUCUCUUGCCCACU
Molecule: messenger RNA, 1460 nt
Organism: Eublepharis macularius
Lineage: Eukaryota; Metazoa; Chordata; Lepidosauria; Squamata; Eublepharidae
Gene: GPR119
Product: G protein-coupled receptor 119
Exons: 2
Coding region: 1-1053 (350 amino acids)
Biological process (GO): G protein-coupled receptor signaling pathway
Cellular component (GO): membrane
Molecular function (GO): phosphatidylcholine binding; G protein-coupled receptor activity
Source: RefSeq, a predicted model, not a curated record